AUGCUGAAUCCAUCCCCAAAGGAAACCCAGGAGAGUCUCAAGCGUUCUUUCGCCAAAUAUCUCGCCGCGGAUAACAGCUCCCCAGCCGUCGGCAAGUUGUUUGAUCCAAGCAAACAUCUCUCGUACGAGGAACCCGAGUAUAUUCAUACCAUGGAGGACAUCGGUUUCCCUGCCAGCAGCGGGGUCUCGCCAGUUGCCGUGUCCGAACCUUUCCGCCUUUUCAGUGAAGAGGCUAUCAGUAUUAUGAGGGAGGAGAUCUUUGCCAAGGAGGUCCUAGAGAAACACAGCUAUAGCUCCGAUAUUGCUCAAAAACAGCUUCGUGGUUACGCUCCGAAGCAUGCCAAGUUCAUCUUCGAGGCCUGGAAACAUCCCGAAACACUUGCUAUCAUAUCCAAGAUCGCUGGAGUCGAGCUUGUUCCAGUUAUGGAUUAUGACAUCGGUCACAUCAACUUGUCCGUCCCCGGGAAAAAGACCGAAUACAACAGCGAUGCUUUGAUCGCUGAAGAUGACGACACGGCUAUUGUGGAUUGGCACAGAGACAGCUAUCCUUUUGUUUGUGUUCUCAUGAUGAGUGAUACCACAGGCAUGGUCGGAGGAGAGACAGCCUUGAGGACAGGUACCGGGGAGAUCAAAAAGGUCCGAGGUCCACAGAAGGGAUCCGCCGUCGUCUUGCAAGGUCGUUAUAUCGAUCACCAGGCCUUACGAGCAUUUGGUGGGCAAGAGCGCAUUACUAUGGUCACAUCUUUCCGACCACGCUCUCCAUGGAUUCGCGAUGACACCGUUCUAACAACCGUCCGGCCCGUCUCCAAUUUGUCUGAUCUCUAUGGCCAAACCGUUGAGUACCAGCUAGAGAAUGCGGAGACGCGCAUCCGACACAUGCUCAAGAACAUUCGCGAUUCAAUGAAAGCCGGUGCCACGGAUGUCAAGGCAAUCAAAUUCUUCCUCGAGUUCGAGAUCAACGCAUUGACACACCUUAAUAAGGAGAUUGUCGAGGAGCAUCUUGUCGCGAAGGGGCAUCUGAAGGAAGUAUGCGAGGACGCAGCCAAACGCAAAAAGGUCGAAUAA
Molecule: messenger RNA, 1065 nt
Organism: Amorphotheca resinae ATCC 22711
Lineage: Eukaryota; Fungi; Ascomycota; Leotiomycetes; Helotiales; Amorphothecaceae
Exons: 3
Coding region: 1-1065 (354 amino acids)
Source: RefSeq, a predicted model, not a curated record